Molecule: messenger RNA, 5154 nt
Organism: Vollenhovia emeryi
Lineage: Eukaryota; Metazoa; Arthropoda; Insecta; Hymenoptera; Formicidae
Exons: 1
Coding region: 1-5154 (1717 amino acids)
Biological process (GO): proteolysis; DNA integration
Molecular function (GO): aspartic-type endopeptidase activity; nucleic acid binding
Source: RefSeq, a predicted model, not a curated record
AUGGAGUCGAUCAUCGCGGCUCAGCAAGAGCUACAUGGGCGCAUAGCUCGCACGAUCGACAACCUCAAAAAGGCAGGCGCCGCGCGGAUUAAUGGAGCACUCAUCUCAACCACAUUGCGGCUGUUGGACAGCAAGUGGGCUCGGUUUGAGGAGCAACACGAGAAACUGCGCUUGCAGCACUGGGAUGCGGUGAAGACCCAGGAGUACUACACCCAGGACUACUGGGGACAAACGGAGGAGGUUUACGUGCUCCAACGAGCAGCAUUACUUGAAUGGGACGAAAAGGUGAAGCGGGAGAAUGUGAAAAAGGAACGGGAGGCCGGAGACACUAGCCCAGCUCCGCCCCCGCGAACAACAUUACCUCGGAUUCAACUCCCCACCUUCUCAGGAAAGUAUGAGGACUGGCCGCCAUUUCGGGACCUGUUUAAGUCACUCAUCGUAGCGGACACCUCCAUCUCCAACGUCACGAGGCUGCACUACUUGAAGACGAGUCUGAAGGGAGAAGCCGAAUCUCUGGUGAGCAGCUUACCUACAACAGAAAAGAAUUUCAAGCGUGCCUGGCAGACGCUGGUCAACCAUUACGAGAACACACGUAUCUUGGUCCGAUCCUUUUACUCCAAAUAUACCGCCUUGCCGAAAAUGAAGACUGAGUCGCCUUCGGAGCUGCGCAAGCUCUUCCAUCACAUGACCAGCACGGUCAGUGCUCUGGAGAGCAUUGGGCGACCCAUCACCAGCAGUGAGGACCUCUUCGUGUUUCUCACUGUUGAAAUGCUGGAUCCUCGCUCCCGGCGGGAGUGGGAGAAUUCGAUCGGGGCGUCGGCAGACCCCCCGACGCACAAGGAGCUGCUGGCCUUCUUGGAACAACGCUCACACACCUUGGAGGCAUUGCACCCGAGCAAGGGUGAGUCCGUACGAGCUGCCCAGUCUCAUCAUGUUCAGGCCGAACCAUCCAAGAAGCAGAAGGAACGAUGCACGUUGUGUCGAAAGGAUCACUUCCUGAUGAUGUGCGAUACCUUCCGCGGGAAAUCGGCAGGGGACAGGAAGCGCUUCGUAGAGGACACUCAGUUGUGCUUGAACUGCCUAGGGAAACACAAGGUUAGUGAGUGCAAGUCGAAACGGAACUGUACGGUAUGCGAGGGGCGGCAUCAUUCGUCGCUUCAUGAAGCAUGCCGGUCGCGCGCGGUGGAAGCGGCUCCAGCUGUAGGCAACGACGUUGUGUCAACCCUCGUCGCGCAGCGGCAGUCAGAGGGCCGCUGCGCUGUGCUACUCGCGACAGCGCGAAUUCAAGCUCGCGAUAGGUUCGGCGAGAUGCAUUCCACACGUGCGUUAGUGGACCAAGGCUCAGAGACGUCCAUCGUGACCGAAGCAUUCGCCCAGCGUCUGAGACUCUCACGGACGAGAGCGUCUAUCGCGAUCUUUGGCGUGGGGGGCAGACAGAUCAACGUGGCGAACGGGCGCGUGGAGUUCGAGAUUUCCCCAACUAACGGAGGCCGCACAUUCUCGGUGUCCGCGAUCGUGCUUCCGCGACUCACAAUUUACGCGGGCGUUAGCAGCCUGGCGAUGGCAGAGUGGUCGCAUCUCAGGGGCCUCGAGCUGGCGGAUCCGGACUACAUGUCGGCAGACAACGUCGAGGUGCUACUCGGAGCCGACGUUUACGCCGAGAUCCUUGAGACCGGGAUCCGAAGGGGAGGAGCACGCGAGCCAAUCGCCCAACGAACCGCGCUGGGAUGGAUCGUCUCUGGCAUUGCUGGCCCGGUGACCUCACACGCGACAACGAUGCUACACCAAUGCUCGGUCGGGGAACCAUUGGCGGCGUUGGUCAAGCGAUUCUGGGAACAGGAGGAGAUAACUGUGCCGGACGCCUCUCUCACCAGAGAGGAACGCGAAUGUGAGGAACGGUUCGUCAGUACGCACACGCGCGAACCGGACGGCCGGUACUGUGUGCGACUUCCAACGAUCCUGCCACUCCCGGAUUGCUCAUCGACGCGGGGAGUCGCUUUACAAACGCUCGCCCGACUGGAACGACGAUUCAAGCAACAGCCACAUCUGAAACAAGGGUAUGAGCAAUUCCUGUCAGAAUACGAGCAGCUGGGGCACAUGUCGCGGGCCGGGCCGGCAAACGAGCAGGGGCGAGUGUGUUACCUGCCGCACCAUGGCGUGAUGAAGGAAUCGAGCAGCACGACUAAGCUGCGCGUCGUGUUCAACGGCUCCGCGGCCAUUCCGGGAGCGAAAGGGGACUCGCUCAACAAGCGACUGCUCGUGGGCCCGAAUCUGCUGCCUCCACUGGCUGACGUGUUGCUGAGGUGGCGAUGUCAUCGGUACGUUGUGGCGGCUGACAUCGAAAAGAUGUACCGCCAGAUCUGGGUACAUCCACUGGAUCGGGACUUGCAGCGGAUUGUUUGGCGGGCUGACACUGGCGAGCUCUCAGACUUUCGUCUGAACACCGUGACUUACGGCUUAGCGUGUGCCCCUUACCUGGCCAUACGGACGCUGCGUCAGUUGGCGGACGAUGAGUCGGGGAAGUACCCGAUUGGUGCGAGCGUGCUCCGCCGGGACACCUAUGUCGACGACGUCCUGACGGGAGCUGACACCAGAGGGAAGGUCCGACAGAUCAUAGCUCAGACACGAGAGCUCUGCAAGGCGGGCGGCUUUCUCCUGAAAAAAUGGGUAAGCAAUCAGGAGAUACUCUUGAAGGACAUCGCGGUGGAUGACUUGGCGCUCCCGGGCGUGCGGGCAUGGCUGCCCCACGCCAGUCACUCCACUCUGGGCCUCCAAUGGCAUCCGACCAAGGACUCGUUCUCGUUCGACAUCAGGAUGACAGCAUCCGGACCUGUCACGAAGAGAUCGGUCCUUUCUCAGUCUGCACAACUGUUCGACCCACUGGGGUGGCUUGCCCCGGUCGUGGUACGAGCAAAAAUCUUUAUUCAGGGCACCUGGCUGCAGGGUCUGGAUUGGGACGCCCCAUUGCCGACCAGCAGCUGUUCCACGUGGCGGGACUUCCUGGACGAGCUCCCGGAAUUGGCGGUGAUUCGGGUUCCCAGGUGGCUCCAGUGGACACCGGACAGCGAGACCGCCGAAAUCCAUGGAUUUGCGGAUGCUUCCGAGCGAGCUUACGCCGCGGCUAUCUACCUACGGGUUAGAAGAGGGGGAGGCGACUGGACGGCGAAUCUGGUGCUGGCGAAAACAAAGGUCGCCCCUCUGAAACAGAUUUCUCUACCUAGGUUGGAGUUGUGCGCGGCCACCUUGCUGACCCGCUUGGCCAUCCAUGUGCGGAGGGUCCUUCAAUUAGAGGCACUGCCGACUCACCUGUGGUCUGACUCCACGGUGACCCUAGGCUGGAUUCGAGGUCAUCCAUCAAGGUGGAAGACCUUCGUUGCGAAUCGGGUCGCGGAGAUCCAGACCACACUGCUCGAGGCUCAGUGGCAUCACGUGGCGAGCCAGGACAAUCCGGCGGAUUGCGCGUCACGUGGCCUGACGCCGCAGGCCCUGGCUGAUCACCCCCUCUGGUGGCGGGGUCCUGCGUGGCUGCACGAAGGGGAGGCCCCCUGGAAGGCGACGGCAGACACCAACACCGAUGAGGACUUACCCGAGGCAAGGACAAGACAGCAUGUGGGGGUGGCGCAAUCGACGACCGAGGCGUCUGACAUGUUGCUUCGAUACUCCACCCUUAGCCGGCUGCUGAGGAUCACGGCGUGGUGUCGACGCUGGUUACGCGGGGUGACUCGAGCGAGGUCCGAGGAGGAAGUCCUUGCACUCUCGGCCGCGGAACUGGAGGACGCACUCGGGUCAUGGGUGCGCCUGGUGCAAACCAAUACCUACGGCAAGGAAAUUGAGGUUAUCCAGAAUGGGCAAGAGCUGACACGGAGCAAUUCGUUGAGCAGACUCACCCCAUUCAUCGACGCUGAGGGCGUGUUGCGAGUCGGAGGCAGAAUAAGACACUCUCUACUCGCCUACGAGGAGAAGCAUCCCGCUAUUUUGCCCAGGCACUCCACACUCACUGCACUCAUCGUGGCCUCGUGCCAUUCACGCACCCACCAUGGUGGUGUGCAACAAACGUUGGGGCUGCUGCGGCAACGGUACUGGGUGCCAAGUGGAAGGAGCGCGGUCAAGGGUCACAUCCAGCGCUGUAUCCAAUGCACGCGAUGGCGGGCGGCCACUCCCCAACAGCUGAUGGGCGACUUACCUGAGCCACGGGUGACUCCGUCACGUCCGUUUAGUCACACAGGGGUCGACUACGCCGGACCAGUGAUGCUGCGUUCCUCCAGGGGUCGUGGUCACAAGGCAAGCAAGGCCUUCAUUGCCGUGUUCGUGUGUUUUAGCACCCGAGCAGUCCACCUGGAAGUCGUGUCUGAUUACACAGCUGAGGCGUUCCUGGCGACCAUGCGGCGCUUCGUCGCUCGACGAGGAUCACCCCAGGCCAUGUACAGCGAUCGAGGUACGAAUUUUGUAGGUGCUGAGGCGGAACUGAGGGCGAUGUUCGACGACGGAUCCCGGGACGCACGACGCAUCGAACAGGCGCUGGCCGAUGAAAGCAUACAGUGGCAUUUCAAUCCACCGGCAGCACCUCACUUCGGCGGCUUGUGGGAAGCAGCGGUCAAGUCGCUCAAACAUCACCUGCGACGGGUGCUCGGCGACAGCACCCUUACGUACGAGGAGAUGGCGACAUUUCUGGCUGAAGUCGAAGCAUGCCUCAACUCCCGCCCGCUCUGCCCACUGUCUGACGACCCGGAGGAUGUGGCAGCCCUCACCCCGGGUCAUUUUUUAAUUGGAGGGCCUCUACUGGCCCUGUCUGAGCGAUCCUUGUUGGACGUGCCGGUGAAUCGCUUGUCACGCUGGCAGCACGUUCAGCAAAUGCGUGAACACUUCUGGCGCCGAUGGUCGCAGGAAUACUUGCACUCGCUGGCUCAUCGGCCCAAGUGGUGGACCUCGGCACCGGCCCCGCAGGUGGGACAGCUGUGCCUGGUGCGCAGCGAGACCACAUCGCCAGCAAAGUGGCCACUCGCUCGGAUCACUGCCAUCCACCCGGGGGAUGACGGACGCGUUCGGGUGGUCACGGUGACCACGGCCACGGCGACGUUAAAGCGACCGCUCACGAAGAUUAUACUGUUGCCUCGCGAAUCGCGGGACCACGUGCGCGGCGCUGACUCAAAGUGA